AGCAGAGUCCCUCAACCAGAUUUACGGGUUCCGGACUUCUGUGCAAGAGACGGCUACUACAGCCGCCGAUUCACCUGCACUCCGAAAGGAGGGACAGACAUCCAGCAGCACGGCCAGCACCCGAGCUGGACGCUGCGGCGGAGCUACAGCUGACCUGGACCGGACGGGAGAAGGUUUUAAACCUUGCUCUGGAAAAGAAAACAGCUGAGAUGAAAGUCCGAUCACACACCUGAGAGCUUUUCCACUUUUGCCAACUGUCUCUUAAGACAUCUCGGAGACAGGGAUCCGCCGAGGCACGACCUCAAACAGCAACACUCCGCUCACAAACUCUCCAACUUAUAUCAGGAGGAAUUUCGAUAUUUCAACGCAGCAAAGCAGCCACAAUGUACCGCUCAACCAAGGGAGCAUCCAAGGCUCGACGGGACCAGAUCAACGCCGAGAUCCGGAACCUGAAGGACUUGUUGCCCAUAUCUGAUGCAGAUAAAGCGCGUCUCUCGUACCUGCACAUCAUGUCACUGGCCUGCAUGUACACCAGAAAAUCCGUCUACUUCACUCAGGAAGCAGGAGCUGGUGUCAGUCUCGAGGAGGGCGCGGGGUUUCUGUCUUUUCACGAACUGUCGGAGUUGAUGCAGGCGCUGCCGGGCUUUUUGAUGCUGCUGACCGGAGAAGGGAAGCUUCUGUACCUGUCAGAGAGCGUCUCCGAGCACCUCGGACACUCCAUGGUGGAUCUUGUGGCACAGGGAGACAGUGUGUAUGAUAUCAUCGACGCCUCAGACCACUUUAUCAUGAGGACAAAUCUGUCAGCGACUACAUCGCUCGAGACCGACCGUCUCUUCCGCUGUCGCUUCAACACCUCCAAGUCCGUGCGAAGGCAGAGUGCCGGAAACAAACUGGUUCUGAUCCGAGCUCGCUGCCUUUCUCCCCCCUCUACUUCUCCUGCCGCCGGGUCUUACUGGACCUCCAACCCAGUCUGGGUGUGUUUCUGCUCUCCUCUGGAGCCCCACCCGACCCGUUCCAGCCCCGGGGCAGAGAGGGAGUCGACCUCCACUCCUCCCCUGGCCGAGUCCAAUUUAUUCCUGGCCUGUUUCCACUCCCAGCAUGGCCGGGACAUGAGGCUGCAGACAGCUCAGGACAGUGUGAGCGCCUAUCUUGGCUUUGAUGUGACAGCUUUAAGCUCCCGCUCCUGGUACAGCCUCCUCCACCCACAGGAUCUGUCACAUGCCUCUGCUCAGCACCGUAGCCUAUUGAGGGAAGGAGGAGAGGGCAGAGCUGAAAUGGUGGUGCGCGUGCAGGCUCAGGACCAGUCGUGGGUUUGGCUCUACAUGGUUCUUCAACUGCAGCCUGGUGAAAUCCCCAUCAGCAGCAACAACUACAUCAUCAGUGAUUCUGAGGCUUGGUCAGUGCGCCAGCAGCUCAGCUCAGAGCAGACACAGCUGACCCUGGUCCUGAGCGCUGGGACGUCUCAGCAGGAGAGCCUGAGUCUCCAGUCACCAGAAACACUUUCCAGCCCAGACCAGGUGUUCACCCCUGGCAGCAGCGGCCUGUCCGGCCAGUCCUUUGACUUCAGCACUGCUGGCUGCAGUGUGGGCUCCUCUGAUGAACCAGGGAGCUCUGCUGCCGAGGCCAUGCAGCUAGAGGGUGACCCUCGCUCCAGUAUCUCUUCGCUGGAGGAGGAAAGCUUCUUUCAGCAGCAUCCCACUGAAACCCCAUCAGCUGCUUCUUCCCCCACUCCAGUCACUGUUGAAACAGUAGCAGACUUAGACUUUUUAACCCAGAACAUUCUCCUGCCACCUUCCUUCCAGCUCGACCCUCCACUGCCAGUUCUCCCCCUGCCUCUCCCCCCUGUGCCCACCUCACAAGCUCAGCAGACCAAAGAGUUUGUGUGCACACCCCCCUACACCCCCCAGGUGGGUGGGGCUAGCUUUCCUUUUGGCGAACCCCUCUUCAGCUUCGACCCCACAGGCACCACUACUCCUCCGCCCUCCGCUACGACUGCCACUGCCACCACCUCCUUGGCCCCCUCGGCAUCCUCCACAGCCCCACCAACUACUGCCUCCAGCCCUGCUCCUCCCACUACCCUCUCUACCAAACUUCCUCUUGCACUACCUACCCCAUCUACUGAACUCCUUUUCCCCAUCGAGCCCUGCAGUGUCUCCCUGUAUGAGAAAUUGCCCCCAACACCUGACAGCCCCGGAGAUGGGGACUGCACAGUGAUGACCCUUCCUGAGGUACGGGGUCCACUGUAUGUAGAUGUACCACUGGGGCCCCUCCAGUGCCCCCCCGAAGGCCUCCUGACUCCCGAGGCAUCACCUGGUAAACAGCCAUGCCUCUCCUUUUUCUCCCUUGAGAGGGAGAAGGAAAGGGCGGAAAUAUCCCUCCUAGCUCAACACAUCAGCUCUCUGGCAGAGGGAUUCUACCUGGAUCCACUCUUGUCAAAACUCUCUCCUCCCUCUGUAUCACCAUCCUCCACCCCUCCCUCCCCCUUCCUGUCUCCAGCCAUUGAAACUGCUGAUUCAGUCCACAUGCUGAAGGAGUUUUAUCCCAUCAAAGCAUGGAGAGGUCUGGACAUCCCCAUCUUCCUCGACGAUGAUGAUUCUCUGUUUGAAGAGAGCAUCCUAGAAACCCUCCUCCAAGAUGAAUUUGCUCCUUCCCAGUCACCUGGCCUCUCUUCCCCCUUGACCUCCCCUAUGCCCAAUCCCUCGAGCCCAACAUCUCCUCAAACCCCAGUAUGUUGGCGCCAACCCUCCCAGUUUGAGGGAGUGGGCCACGUCUGUAGCGUCCAAUCGGCGCAAUGUAACUCCAUGGCUGGGUGCGGGGCGACUGUGGCUGCUGAGGCCGGGGUGAAGGCAGAAGGGGAGGGGCUAGCGGAGGAAGCAAUGGAGAUCGAGGUGGUGUCAUCUCCUGUGUCCUCUUGCUCCUCCAUCCCAGCUUCCCCUCCCCUCAUCCUCACUGCCUCCCCCAGCCCCACCACCUCCACGCCCAUCGCCUCGCCCACGCCUGCCGUGUCUUGCACUCAGUCCCUCCUGGAGGAACUGGCCGUCCUGGAACCCAUGUUUGGGGCAGGUGCCUCGAUCGCCCCUGGCUUAGGGCAACAACCUGAGUUGUAUCAACUCCAAUGUCAUCCAUCGCCACAGUGCUUCCACAAAGAUGGGAGUGGAAGUGUUCCUCCGUUCUAAAAUAAGUCUGUGACUUACUUCAUUAAGUAUGGCAUAUUGUCAUAUUUUGUGGAGAUCCUUUUACUGAAAAGUAAAAAAUAUUUAAGUGUAUAAAUAUACAUAAUGUAUAUACAACUUAAGGACUUUAACUCCUACAUGUCUCCGAAGAACAAAGAUUGGCUUUAUAUUUUUGUUCAGUCAUUUAUCUGUAUACUACAACAAAACUGGUGCGAUUUUCAACACGAUGGUGCAAAACUACGUGGACCCAUAACUGACUGGGUUCUGAGUCCACGUGGUGUCUCAAGCUUCUCUGUUACAUGAGCUUCAGAUAUCAUCAGGCAGAGACACCUCUCUGAAGCGCUGUUUAACUUCCAGAUGCGCAUUUGUAUUCACUCGUAGUGAAAAAUCUGUUGUGAACAAAAAAUGAAAAAAAAAACCCCAGAACAAUACAUUUCUUGUUAUUUCAAAGGACAGAUGAUCUAUAGCACUUUUGCCUGACAUGCAGCAACGCAAACCCAAACCUCAAACGUAUUGAAAGUCAAAUGUUUACAAUUUCUUUAAAUCCUUUAGGAUGAACACUGUCAGUUCACCAAAAACAAGAAAGAUUUCUUGUCUGAAAUCUUCUUUUCAGUCUUCAGACCUGGAAGACAGCUGUUCCUCACAACCUUCUAGGCGACAACAAAUCUCCAACCAUAUUCAACAAAACCUGAGAUACUUUGAGCUUUGAGUUUGCGACUUCAGACCUUUAACAUUUCAUAUUUAUCUCUCCAUCUAAAAUCUUGUGAAUCAAUGUGAUGUGCAAACAAGAAAAAAAAAAGGAAAAAAAAAAGAAAACAUGUGAGGAGAUCCUGGCAUGUGAAGAUCUCAGUAUUGUUGCCGGUGUCCCAUUGCUUUAUGAGAUGCAACACCAAACAAGAGAUUGUCUGGAAGUUUGCCGGGGCUCUGAUCAUGCCACAAAUCCACUGCUACUUUGUACUGUACAUUAGACUCUGAAUGUGGGCUCUUCAGGUCCCUCCUGGCCUGAUGGCAGUUGGCUGGAUAUUCUUGCAGCAUCAAUAUUUGAAAUGCUGGCAGCUUAUAGCGGCUCCUGUGUGCCUGAAAUGGCCCUGACCUGCUGAACUCUGAACUCUUUAUCAUGUCCAUUCAACAUGGACAGUUGCAUCGUUGCUCCACUGGAGCGCGGUGCAGUGAGGCACAAUUGACUAUGUGAAUGAGCGAUUCUUCUUUUUUGAGAGGGGUUAGAAUACAAAAGUUUUGUUUUAAAAAAUGAAAAUACGGACGGGGUGCUAUUUCUAUUCAGUUACCAAGCGACACGGGUUGAGAAUGGUACAAUUCCCAUGGUGUCGACAUGCUCACGUAGAGUUGUCUACGGUCAAGUAAAGGAUUGAUUCCUACGUUCUAGCUAUUAAAGGCUAAGUUACUAUACAUGUGUAAAAUUAUAUAAUUGUAUGUGUGAUAUUUGAAAACAAAAACAAAAAAGAUGUUAAUGCAUAUGCAUUAUGUCUGUGGAUGUAGGCAUAUGUUCUUUUCAGAAAGGUUGUACACAUUUGUACAUUUGUAUGAAACAGUUAUUGGUCUGUACAUAUAAGAAAAAGAUUUUUAUUGCAUAAGAUGGAAUAUAUUCUAAACAUCUUACUUACUGCAGAAUGGACAUUGUGGACCAGUGUUCUAUUGUGAUGCUUAUAAGUGUAUUUGGUUGUCAUACAAAUGCAUUUAUAAUAAAGUGCACUUAAUGCUGCUGAU
Molecule: messenger RNA, 4898 nt
Organism: Oreochromis niloticus (Nile tilapia)
Lineage: Eukaryota; Metazoa; Chordata; Actinopteri; Cichliformes; Cichlidae
Gene: npas4a
Product: neuronal PAS domain protein 4a
Exons: 8
Coding region: 384-3176 (930 amino acids)
Biological process (GO): regulation of transcription by RNA polymerase II
Molecular function (GO): protein dimerization activity; RNA polymerase II transcription regulatory region sequence-specific DNA binding; DNA-binding transcription factor activity, RNA polymerase II-specific
Source: RefSeq, a predicted model, not a curated record